Messenger RNA from Letharia lupina, 1125 nucleotides. RefSeq lists its product as uncharacterized. Bases 1 to 1125 code for a protein of 374 amino acids. The transcript is spliced from 2 exons. The record is from RefSeq and is a predicted model, not a curated record. NCBI's taxonomy places the organism in Eukaryota, Fungi, Ascomycota, Lecanoromycetes, Lecanorales, Parmeliaceae.
AUGUUGCUGUCUACUACUCUCCUCUUCGCCACCUCCUCUCUCGCCUUCCUCAUCCCUGAAAUCAACACUGAAGACCAACCCAAAUCCGACAUCCUACCAACUUUCAUCGAAACGAACAGCCGAACGGUCAACUUGGACUGCUCGACUUGCCCAUUUGCACUCAGCAGCCAGCGAAAUGGCGCUCAUGAGUGGACUGACGACGUUGAAAGCGAGCUCGAGAUGAAGUUCGGGACUGAAGGCAAAACCCUCAAAUUAAAUGGCGUCCCGUUCUAUCCUAUGUCCAACCCAACCAUCCCACCUACCCUUUACGUUUCACAGAGCAAAAAGGAUGGCCAGUCAUCGAACAUGGAGGGCUACGACGGCAACUUGAGACUCAGCUACAGCAUGGAGUAUGAAGAGAAGAAGUUCGAAGACAACUCUCUCGUCACUGUCCUCAUGACUGUCAUGGGCCUUGAUGGCCAAAUGAUUAAGGUCGAAAAUAUCGAGGUCACAGCCAUCAAAGAACAGGACGGAACACUCAUCCUCCACUCCACCAAGACCGUUCCCGUCUCUCCGGACUCCCCAGAUGCCAAAUGUGAGACCAUCUUGUGCCGCGUCUUCACCAAGGUGAUUACAGGCGUGGCCAAAGCCAAGGCUUCCGCCAAAACUGCCGGCCACAAGAUGAAGUGUUUCUGUAUGAAGUGCUUCCACAAGCUCACUGGGCACAAGAACCACCCGCACCCCCACCACAAGGGCGCAGGCAAGCAUGGAAUGCCUCACCGCCUUCCAGAUGGCACCAUGGAGCUCCCCGAGCUCUCCUCCCACAUUCACUUCAAGCCUCACAGCCAUGGCCACCAUCACCAUCACAAGGGCUUCGUCCACCGUAUGGCUAUGAUUCUUAGGACUACCUUCAAAGUUGUCUUUGUACCCAUCCUGAUCGGUGUCGCUUUUGGUAUGGCUGCUUCGGUCAUCGGAAUGUUGGUUGGCCAGGUGAUUGUAUUCUUAUGGAUGAAGUACAGAGGCACCUCUCGUGAGGCUGCUUACGAGCCAUUGGACACUGAUGAGAAGGAGGCACCACCUGCCUAUCAGGAUAUCCACCAGGGUGCUGAGGCCCUUAACGAGAAGGAAGUCGAUGCUAAGGCUUAG